Molecule: messenger RNA, 1779 nt
Organism: Branchiostoma belcheri (Belcher's lancelet)
Lineage: Eukaryota; Metazoa; Chordata; Leptocardii; Amphioxiformes; Branchiostomatidae
Product: zinc finger and BTB domain-containing protein 44-like
Exons: 5
Coding region: 99-1694 (531 amino acids)
Biological process (GO): regulation of transcription by RNA polymerase II
Molecular function (GO): RNA polymerase II cis-regulatory region sequence-specific DNA binding; DNA-binding transcription factor activity, RNA polymerase II-specific; protein binding
Source: RefSeq, a predicted model, not a curated record
ACCCGGAAGCUCAAAAAGUUGCAGGACCGAUCUUUGACAAUGGACAAGUUCCAUUGCUAAGGAAUUCUAAGUGUUGGUAUGUCUACCUGAACAGUAAGAUGAGCAACAUGUCCGAGACCUUCAUCCACUACUAUCCCAACCAGUACAAGGCUCUGGUGCGAGGUCUGGACAACCAACGCAGACAGGGCCUCAUGUGCGACGUCGUCAUCAAAGUACAGGGGACGGAGUUCAAAGCCCACAGCGCCGUCCUGGCCGCUUCUAGCGACUAUUUCAACAGUGCUGUACCGUCUUUCCCGCUGGGAAGCCACUUGAAGACUGUGAACCUCCCCAACGUCACCCCGGAGGGAUUCGAGCAGGUCCUAGACUUUGUCUACACGGCGAGCCUGCGGCUGUCAGCUGCGAAUGUCCUGGAUGUUCUGUCGGCUGCCAGCUACGUUCACAUGCACGAGGUGGUCCGGAUCUGCACCGACUUCGUCAAGACGAAGUUUGAGAUGAGACCCAAGGAAUCGCCGCAGGGCUCCAGCGAAGCAUCUCCCUCGAGAACUAACCUUCCUUUAGAGACUAUAGUGAACACGCUGUCGUCAACAGCCAGUGCAGCUAGUAGGAGAUCUAGAACUCCCCCCGCUUGUGCCUCCAGCACUUCCAGCGGUGAUGCCAGACCCGUGGUACACAGUAGCCCACUGUCUAUACUGAAUGCCAGCCCACAGAGCAGCACUCCUGCUGUGGAACACACCUCAGCCAGUCGUCUGGACAUGGCCCUGAGGAGGGACACUCCGUCACAGGGAAGUAACCCUGAGUUGGGUCACCAAGAUCGCCUGGAGAGUCCAAGCACAUCACAGGCCAUCAACUUUCAGGUGAAGACUGAGCCCCCUGAUGUGUACGAAGCAGUUUCCGUGACCUGUGUACAGCAGGCAACGACCGACAGUCAGCAGCACAGCAUCCAACAGAGCCACCCCGACAUGAGUUCUAGUGUUGAGAGCAGUUCGAGUAUGCGUAGAGCAGGGCUGAACGUCCCGGCUAUAGAGACUGGACCCGCGGGGGACCUGGCUGCUGUCAGUUCCAUCGUGCAUAACGUCUUCGCUUCUCAAGGGACGCCCAACCGUCUGAUUCUCGGCGGUGGGAUGGAACUGGACACCUCCACUCCUGUCGAGGAGACAACAACAACACACACGGGGAGGGGCGGAGAGCGGCUUUCGCCAAACCGCUCUAGCAAUGUUGGUGGAAACAACGACGACAACAACGACCCAGGCUCAGACGCAGUGAUGACAUGGAAGGUUGUGAACCCGGAUGACCCCAUGCACAUGUGGUACGAGUGCGGGAUCUGCCGCAAGCCGUUCCGCGACUUGGAGAGGCUCCAGAAGCACGAGAAGCUUCACGCCCCCGGAGGGCCCAAGAACCACCAGCGGCCCUACAAGUGCCCGAUGUGCCACGCCUUCUUCACCACCAGGUCCACCCUGGAGACGCACUGGAGACGCCACAGCGGGGAGAGGCCAUUCAAGUGCAAAACCUGCAGUGCGAGCUUCACGCAGCGAUCCAACCUGAAGCGGCACAUCCGCGUGCACACGGGCGAGAAGCCGUAUCAAUGUCAGGUUUGUGGGGUCCGCUUCACCCAGAGUAACAGCCUGAAGGCCCACUACGGCUUCAAACACUUCCAGGGCAGCCCAGGGAUGGAUGGGAACCCAGGGGCUACGUAGAUGUGCCAACAGUUUAUUCAUACAUACACAUACAUACUUCUAUUUAUUGUUUGCUUAAGGCACAUGGCCUAUAUCAUGACAUUAA